AUGUUCGCAGUUAGAAGAUGUAUUGCUACAAGCAAGGCUGCUAGGAACCGCGCCUAUAAGGUUAGAGGUUGUGGACGUCAGAAAUCGGGAGGCUUCGACUGUGGUAGCGGUGGCGAUGAUAAGAAACCACCCCGCCACUUGCGCCCUGAAUGCAACCCUUCCGCUCCUACCGUUUAUGAUUGUCGAAAGUAUGGGCAUAAUUUACCAUGUGACAGUGUGAUGCCAUAUUUUGAGACAUUACCUUACUUCCCAACUGGAAUAUUCCGCUGCACCGCGGGCGAGGUUCUCGGUCUAGGCGCCAACAAAUGCGGAUACUACAAAAAUCCUGAAUAUUUUUCAUUUCAUCAUAUGAGCUUCUAUGACAUACACAUGCUUCUAAGAUGUUAUCGACAACCUUCACCAAAAACUGGAAGGAAAAAAUAAUGGUUUUCUUUUUCUUCGAAUUAUUAUAAUUUACGCAGCAACUCCUUUUAUUAUUUAAAUAUUUUAAAUAUAGGUAAAUUUA
Bicyclus anynana (squinting bush brown) is the source of this 505-nucleotide messenger RNA. RefSeq lists its product as uncharacterized. Gene Ontology annotation, cellular component: mitochondrion. The record is from RefSeq and is a predicted model, not a curated record. NCBI's taxonomy places the organism in Eukaryota, Metazoa, Arthropoda, Insecta, Lepidoptera, Nymphalidae. The coding region runs from base 1 to 423 and encodes 140 amino acids. The transcript has 3 exons.